This is a messenger RNA of Aspergillus campestris IBT 28561, 2577 nucleotides long. RefSeq names its product PA and RING finger domain protein. The coding region runs from base 1 to 2577 and encodes 858 amino acids. The transcript has 2 exons. The record is from RefSeq and is a predicted model, not a curated record. NCBI's taxonomy places the organism in Eukaryota, Fungi, Ascomycota, Eurotiomycetes, Eurotiales, Aspergillaceae.
AUGCGACCCCCACGCCUACUGUUACUGGUCUUCUGCUUGAUCUUCUUUCCCAUCUUCUUGAGCAUCUACUCCGUUCUCACUUCGUCUCCUCGCGUCGCUACUCCGUCGUCGUUCGCCGGUCGAGCGACCGGGCUGCACGCCCUCUUGUCGUUCAACAUCCCCGCCUCCCUGUUUCCUCCCUCCGCCAUCAUCAGCCUCACCGAUGAUAACUCCACCUUCUUCUUGGCCAGACCUGCCGCGUUUGGCCCCCUUCUCUCCGGCAGCGGCCUCAGCGGACAAUUGUGGGUCGGUAGCGGGUUUGGGGACAAGACGGCGCUGGGGGCGGAAGGCGAACUAGGCUGCUCCGAUAUUCCAGGAUGGGAGGAAGGAGGUGAUUCUGCGCAACGGCGGGUCACGCCACAGGUACCUCCGGACAGCGCCUUUGCCCACGCCAUCUCGGGUGUGGGUAAGGACUCGGCCGUCUCGUCGAUCCACCGCCGCUCCGAUUCGCCGCAGGAUACCGACCCGCAACAGCACGCCGAGGACAGCUUGACGCCGUCGUCGAAGGAUGGGACCGAUGAUUACCUUCACCAUCCACUCGCAGACUCUACCGCGAUGGGCCCCGGUGCCUCGGGAAAAUACGCCAAAUACACGAACCGGCAAACCACGCAUGCGGAUAUCCAGUCGCUACAGGAGAGUGCCGAGAUCGAUGGCAAAGUCGUUCUCUUGAGCAGGGGUGGCUGCGGAUUCUUGGAGAAGGUGAAGUGGGCGCAACGGCGUGGUGGAGUGGCGUUGAUCGUCGGGGACGAUACGCGGGGAGGGAGCCUGGUCACCAUGUAUGCCCGGGGCGAUACGUCCAACGUCACGAUUCCCUCGCUGUUUACAUCACAUACUACCGCCCACCUAUUGUCGUCUCUUGCGCAGGCUGAAGAGUCAAGCACCAGCGACCGUUCUCGGGUGCCUCUCUCGAAGAACCCGAGUCAAAACGGGGGCUCGGGGAGGCAACCCACAACCACCACGACUUCGACCGUUGCCUCACCCACGGCGACGCAGAACGCCCUAGAAGACGAGGCGCCAACCUCCGCGGAGCGGAAUGAGGGGCUUCUCCACGCCCUCCUGUCGACCUUGGGUUUCGGAAACGACGCGGGGCGCCCUUGGCUUGCGGCGAAGGACAGCCGACGCCCACCGACCAGCGGUAACAUCAACUGGAUCCCACGGGAUGUCCUGGAGGACCAGGAUUCGUCGCGGACUGGUGCGGCUAAGGCCGCUGGCCAAACCAAAGGCAGUCGUGCCAGUAAGGAUCACAGUAAGAGAUAUGAGACGGAGUCAGCCAGUAGUGAUGGAGAUGGUUUCAUCAUUGGCGUGCAGGAUUGGCGAGACCCGGAUCUUGUAGCUCCGAAGUCGAAUUCUCCCGCCAAUGGGGCCGCAGAGCCCGGGAACAAAUUACAGAAGGGCGAGCAAGACUCGCAUCCGACAUCCGCCUCGUUGAAAGGAGGCAGUAUCACCCCGGGGAGUGGCGAAUAUCGCAUCAUGGAUAAGUCCAAGCUCGACAAAGCUGCGGACACCGAACGAUCAAGCAGUCGUAACCUUCUUCUAGAAGACUCGAGCCCGGGCUGGUUCUCCCGGCACUUUCGCUGGUCGAAAGGCAAUGCGUUCGAAGUGGCUCGAUCUCCUCAGUCGCAUUCCAGUCGCGCGGGCAGCACUGGGGGCGACCCCUCGGAACACGAAGGAUUGUGGGUGACAUUGAUGCCGGCGAACAUGUCGGCCAGCCCAUUCUUCGAUACGCUCCUCGUGUUGGUCGUCAGUCCUUUGCUCACCCUAACGGUGGUCUAUGCGCUUCUUUUGCUCCGAUCGCGGAUCCGCCGGAGACGGUGGCGGGCACCCAAAUCCCUUGUGGAGCGUCUCCCCGUCCGGACGUACCACACCAUCAGCACUUCGUCCUCCUCGGCAACGAGCACGCCGCGAGCGACCAGCCCUGGGCCCCUCACCUCCACUUCGCCGCUUUUGGGCCACCGGAACACAUCGGGAAGCAUGCGGUCCCGCGCUCGAUCGCCUCCACCCGGCGCUGUGUCGAGCUCGCAGGGCGCGAUGCAAGGAUCGACGCGGAGGGAGAAGGCCGACUCGUCAAGCUUAUGGCGACGGAAAUACACGGGACGCCAGGUUGAGUGUGUCGUCUGUCUGGAGGAGUACGUCGACGGACAGAGCCGCGUGAUGAGUUUGCCCUGUGGACAUGAAUUCCAUGCCGAGUGCAUUACUCCGUGGCUUACUACGCGCCGACGAACAUGCCCCAUCUGCAAGGGCGACGUUGUUCGAUCCAUGUCGCAAAACCAACCCUCACAUCCCCGCGACACCACCGAGCCAGUGACGGACGAAGAAAUUCUACACAGUUCGUCAUCAGCCCCCAUGCCCAUCAUCACAGCCGCCAGCGAAGAAGGAUACUCCGACCCCGAAGCACCCCACGUCUCCGACGCAGGGCGUCUCGAGGAGCAAGCUUCCUCUGCACCACAACCGGGGUGGCGUAAUCUGGCCGCAUUGAGCUUCUCGGCUCUCAGCGGCGACACUAUCUGGCAUCAGUCUCGAUAUGAUAGCAGCCGGUAG